Messenger RNA from Aethalodelphis obliquidens (Pacific white-sided dolphin), 4691 nucleotides. It is a transcript of the gene BSDC1, whose product is annotated as BSD domain containing 1. The record is from RefSeq and is a predicted model, not a curated record. The transcript is spliced from 9 exons. Gene Ontology annotation, cellular component: cytoplasm. Bases 3139 to 4548 code for a protein of 469 amino acids. NCBI's taxonomy places the organism in Eukaryota, Metazoa, Chordata, Mammalia, Artiodactyla, Delphinidae.
UACGGCAGGGCCCCGCGCCGCCUCACUGCAGCCUGGUCCGAGCCGUCCCGCCGGACCCGUGUGGGCUCCGGGCCUCAGGGAUGAGGCCGACUUGGGCCCUACGGAAAGACAGACCCCAACUCAGACCAGUGUGACUCUAGCUACAGUGAAAUAAAUACGGUCUUAAAGCCUGCAGCGACCCUGUGGUAGGAAUCCGUGGGAAGGAGCGGUUUAUUUCCGCUUGGGAAAUUCACAACUUCGUAGAAGAGAGAACAUUUGAUCUCGGCCUUGAAGAAAAAGGAUUCUAGCGAUAGAAACCUCCUCUAGUCAUUCAAAUAUUAGAGUAUAUGCCACAGCCAGCACUGUCUGACUCUGUGGUCCUGAGGAUACCGACGUUAGCCAAGCAGGUGCAAUCCUGGACCUCCCAAAACUCACAGUCUAGUGGGGAAACAGCAAUCCCUGUGGCCCGAGUGAGGCUUGGCUCUGCCGGUGGGCAAUGCCAUUGUGUGUUGCUGUUUCAGUCCAUGCUAGUUCGUCAAAACCAACGCAACUGAAUUCUGGAAAAAGUUAAUUACUGUUUAGCUCAAGCAGCUGGGGUGAGUCCUGCUUCAGGGCAGACUCCAAGAGGCUUCUGGCUUCAGUUAAAUCAAUCCUCUAUUCUGGGAGCAUUUGUAGUGUAACAUCACUACAGCCCAGCAAAAUCUGAGAGUGACCUGAGCUGUUUAUGUGGUUGAUGAAGACUCAGAGGAUUUCAAGCUGAGGUUUAAUAGGAGAGACCCCAAAAGAGCUUGCUUUUUGUUGAGUAGUCUACUGGAAGGAGAGUCCGAUGUUCAUUUAGCAAAUGUUUUGUGAGGGCCUCCUGUGUGUUACCCUUAACGUUGGUCUUACCAUAACUCAUGAAAAAUAGGUAGUUGGUUAGCCUUCCAUCUUUGUUCUCUCAUUUGAAGCAAGGGGAAUGGGUGUUGUUUCUGCCUUUGACAGUUCCCCAUUUGGAAAGAGAAAACUUAAAUUUCCUAUUCUUAUAUGAACCUAGGCAAGAUAUUUAACCUCUCAAAGCCUCAGUUCCUCAUCUGUAAAGUGGGAAUACUAAUAAUACCUACCUGCUAGGAUUGUUGUGAGGAUUAAAUGAUAAUAUAUGUAAAGCACUAAGAACAAUAUCUAGCAUACAGUAAGUACUAAAUAAGUACUUAUUUUUAUUAUUAAGUACUGAGAGCCGCGGGGAAACCUCUUAAAUACCUGCAGUCCAUUUUUCCUUCCAUUUUGUUCUUGGUCUUUCAGUGCUUUCCUGGCCUUGCUUCCUUCCCUCCCUAUGCUGGCUCCGUCUGGACCACUCAAUUCCCAGCACCCCCAAUUCUCUUGCACCCAAUAGCAUAUAUUGCCCCAGAAAAUACAGCCCUUGGUGCUGUGAUCUGCUUCCCUCUGCCCCUUCAUUCCUCUGGGUGUGUGUGUGUGCUUGCUUGCCCACGGACACUAGUAGGGAAAGCCACGAUGCUCUUUGGCCCACUGCAGAUUCCCCAAACUCUCUGGGCUGGGGCCCCUCACCCUCCACCCCGCCCCAGCAACUUUUUUCAAUCUCACAUUUGCUUCUCCCCUUGCCUUCAGAAACUUUCCCCAAACCUAACUCUUCCUCAAGUCCUCUGUCCAACCACUUCCUCUUUUACUUCCAGGAGACAAGCUCACCUCCUACUUUUUAAAAUUUGAAGUCAAUAACAUGAUCUCUCUUAACUCCCUCCCCACCCCUGAAGCCACUACACAUAGACUUAUCUAUAUAAACACUCAGCUUCACCUACCACUUGCCAAAUCCAGUGGUGGUUUUCAGGUCUUAUCUUUCUGGACCUUUCUGCUGCAUUAGACGCUAGUGAUCACUCUCUCUUUCCUGAAACUCUACUCCCUUGGCUUUUGUGGCAUGAUUCUCUCUCAGUUCUCCACAUACUUCUCCAGGCUUUCACUUCCUCUUUCACGAAUUCUUCUUCCUCUGCCUGCCCUUUAAAGGUGGUGUUUGAGGAACCUUAUCCUCACACAUUGCUUUGUUCACUCAACAAACUCUUUCAUUUUAGGGAGACUCCUAAUCCUUUUCUGUGAGAUUUAGUAUUUGAGGAGAGCUCUGGCUAGCCGGGUGUCCCAGAUAUCCCACAGUCACUGCAGAUACUACAUACCAAAAUCAUUGUCACCAUCCUCUCUAUAAACCCACUCCCCCUUCUGCAUUUUCUUCCUCAGCUGGCAGCACUGCAAUCAUCCAGUCACCUAGUUUAGUUGCCAGUAGCUCUUCCCGACUCUUUCUUGUCCUGAGUCAAAACAUCUAUUUAAUCACCAAAUCCACCUUUUUUGCCUAGUAUUUCUUGAACCAGUCCCAUCUUCUCAUCCUGACCAGCACUGUCCUUGUUCAUUUUCUUCUAUUUCCUUUCCUGGGCUAUUGCAACAGCCUCCUGACAGGUCUUCCUCCAUUUCUGAUCUUGUCACUCUUGGACCUAUAGUCCAUGCCAGUCUCUGGAGUGACCUGUCAAAAACGUGAGUCUCAUCAUGUCCCACCUGCUUCAGACUUUGGUGGUUCCCCAUCACCAACAGGGCUGACCAGGCCCUCCAAGGUUGCCCUCUCAAGCUUUAUCCCUCACCACUUCUGUGUUACCCUUUAUUUUCAUUAGAACUGAAGUGCUUGUAGGCCUCAGUAAACCCCAGGCCCCACCACGCCCAGGCUGCCUUAGUGACUCCUGCUCAUUCUUUAAGGCUCAGACCAGGCCUGUCAACAAGUCUUUCCAACCUCCCCACAAUACACCAGUCACUGCUCUGCCCUUGCACAUCAGCACUGUUACGUGAGCAUUUUCCCCAGUAGACUGUGACCUGGAGGGCUGGCACCAUGUCUGUUCAUAUAGGUCCCCUAAGAGCUCACAGUCUAGUGAGGGAGACAACCAUUCAUCAAAUAAUCAUGUAAAUGGUUAUGUAAUUAAAAUUGCCCUGGUACAUACCAGUCUAACAAGCACACAUUUUUUGAGUGCCUACUUUAUGCCAGGCUCUAUGUCAGACACUGGGAGAGCAUCAGUGAACAAAAAACAAAUGCUCUAUGUUCACAGAGCUCACAGUUUAUCCAGGAGGAUAGAUACGAACAGGUAAUUAUAAAUCUAAAGGACAGUAAAUGUUAAAGAAGAGAAAGUGCAGGUGCCCAUGAGCAGGGGAGCCAACCUACAUCUGAAGGAAGUGACAUGUAAACAUAGCCAGUCCUCCGAAGCCUUGGAGUUCAUGAAGCGGGACCUGACAGAGUUCACCCAGGUGGUGCAGCACGACACAGCCUGCACCAUUGCAGCCACUGCCAGCGUGGUCAAGGAGAAGCUGGCUACUGAAGGCUCCUCGGGAGCAACGGAAAAAAUGAAGAAAGGGCUGUCUGACUUCCUAGGGGUGAUCUCCGACACCUUUGCACCCUCACCAGACAAAACCAUUGACUGCGAUGUCAUCACCCUGAUGGGCACACCCUCUGGCACGGCUGAGCCCUAUGAUGGCACCAAGGCUCGCCUUUAUAGCCUGCAGUCAGACCCAGCAACCUACUGCAAUGAACCAGAUGGGCCCCUGGAGUUGUUUGACACCUGGCUUUCCCAGUUCUGCUUGGAGGAGAAGAAGGGGGAGAUCUCAGAGCUCCUUGUAGGCAGCCCCUCCAUCCGGGCCCUCUACACCAAGAUGGUGCCUGCAGCUGUUUCCCAUUCAGAAUUCUGGCAGCGGUAUUUCUAUAAAGUCCAUCAACUAGAGCAGGAGCAGGCCCGGAGGGAUGCCCUGAAGCAGCGUGCAGAACAGAGCAUCUCUGAAGAGCCUGGCUGGGAGGAGGAAGAAGAGGAGCUUGUGGGCAUUUCACCCACAUCUCCAAAAGAGGCCAAGGUUCCUGUGGCCAAAACUUCCACAUCCCUUGAAGGAGGACCUGGCCCCCGGAGUCCCUGUGAAGAGAAUCUGGUGACCCCGGUUGAGGCUCCAACAGAGGUGACUCCAUCGGAGAGCAGUGAGAGCAUCUCCCUCGUGACACAGAUUGCCAAACCCACCCCAGCAUCUGAGGCACCAGUGCUGCCCAAGGACCUGUCCCAAAAGCUUCUAGAGGCAUCUUUGGAGGAACAGGACCUGGCUGUGGAUGUGGGCGAGACUGAACCCCCACCCCUAGCUCAGUCCAAGCCCCACACCCCUGCUGGCCGCCCCAGCGGUCCAGAGCCCCGGCCUCCAGCCAGAGUAGAGACUCUCAGGGAGGAGGUACUCACAGACUUACGGGUGUUUGAGCUGAAUUCAGACAGCGGGAAGUCUACACCCUCCAAUGGAAAAAAAGGCUCAAGCACAGACAUCAGUGAGGACUGGGAGAAGGACUUUGACUUGGACAUGACUGAAGAAGAAGUGCAGAUGGCACUUUCGAAAGUGGAUGCUUCCGGUGAGGUGAGUCGGCCUGGUUGGCCACAGGGAGGCAAGCACAAUGAUUCCGGGUCUGAGGACUCUCCCUGCCAAGCCCGACUGUCCCUGCAAGGUGGAUCCCACUCCUAUCUGAGGUGGCAGGCUGCGGGAAGGAAGCUAGGGCCUCCCACUCAGGCCCUGAACAGUAGUCAUUAGCAGGGUCCGCUUCCCCUCAGUUCCAGGGGGAUGGAUGGGGGAGUUCUUGACCUUAGCUCCUAUCAGAAUCACCUGAGGAACUACUAAAAAAUACAGAUGCCAGGGCUUCCCUGGUGGCGCAGUGGUUGAGAGUCUGCCUGCUG